Messenger RNA from Prunus armeniaca (apricot), 201 nucleotides. NCBI's taxonomy places the organism in Eukaryota, Viridiplantae, Streptophyta, Magnoliopsida, Rosales, Rosaceae. The record is from the annotation of a GenBank genome assembly.
AUGCAGCCAAGAAAAGCCAAAAAAGAGAAGUGUGGGAGGUUGGUUCUUUGUACUCUCUCAAAGGCACUCAAGAAAACACAGAGCACGGGAAAGCCACAUUAUGAGGGAAGGUAUCUGCCUAUCUGCAGCUGUAAUAGCAGAAACGCCAUGUGGGGUACUUGUCAAAAUCUGCUUAAAAGCUCACAGAUUCUUCCUAAAUAA